CGUACCUAACUCUAUUGCGGCCAUCCCUUUUUUAAACUCUUUCUUUGAACCCAAGAAACCUCCACAUUCCCUCCUCAUUCAUAACCCUAAGAGCCUCCGGCUAAAUUCCUAUCACACUAGCAACCAUUGUUUUGGCUCUCUUCUGAACAGCCCGCCAUAUCUGAACCGGCUCAGAAAAUGGCUCGAGCCGUGUUUCUUGUAUGCCUCCUCUCCAUAGUAAUGUUGGUGCCGACGAGCCUUGCACAAGGUUUAGGUGUCAACUGGGGUUCCAUGGGGUCUCACUCUUUGCCUCCGAAAAAUGUCGUUCAGAUGCUUAAGGACAACGGGAUCAAGAAAGUGAAGCUUUUCGACGCUGAGCCAGAUACCAUGGAUGCCUUGGCCGGGUCGGGUAUUCAGGUCAUGGUUGGAAUCCCCAAUGAGAAGUUGGCAAAACUUGCUGAUAGCUACAAAGAGGCUCAAGAAUGGGUGAAACAAAAUGUAACCAGCUAUCUUCAUGAUGGGGGCGUCAAUAUCAGGUAUGUGGCUGUUGGGAACGAGCCGUACUUAACAAGUUACAAUGGUACUUAUGUGAAGACUACUUACCCGGCACUGAAAAACAUUCAAAAGGCCCUUGAUGAAGCUGGCUCUGGAGGCAAAAUCAAAGCCACCGUGCCCUUCAAUGCUGAUGUCUACGAAUCUCCUUCAAACAAACCCUCGGACGGGCGUUUCCGAAAGGACAUCAAGAACAACAUUGUGGAGAUUCUCCGUAUACUUAACGACAAUAGGACCCCAUUUGUUGUCAACAUCUACCCCUUCCUCAGUCUCUACCAGAGCUCUGAUUUCCCCGAAGAAUUCGCUUUCUUUGAAGGCGGUAGCGAGCCAGUUAAGGACAACAACAUCGACUACAAAAAUGUUUUUGAUGCAAAUUGUGACACGCUGAUUUCUGCACUCAAAAAGGUUGGAUUUGGCAACAUGGAUAUCAUAAUUGGGGAAGUAGGAUGGCCUACUGAUGGUGACAAAAAUGCCAAUGGGAAAAUGGCAAAGAAGUUCUACGAUGGCCUCCUCAAGAAACUGGCAACCGAAGAUGGUACCCCUCUAAGGAAAAAGAAAUUGGAAGUGUACCUCUUUGGUCUCUUUGAUGAGAACCAGAAAAGCAUUGCCCCGGGUGACUUUGAACGUCACUGGGGCAUCUUUCGCUACGAUGGACAGCCUAAGUUCCCGAUGGACCUCAGCGGAAAAGGGCAAGGGAACAAUUUGCUUAAAGGAGUGCAAGGAGUGCAGUACUUGGACCAGCAGUGGUGCAUGCUGAAGAGCGACGUUAGAAACUUGAGCAACACGCUACCGGAAGUCAGCUACGCUUGCUCGAUGUCGGAUUGCACAAGCUUGGGGGUUGGAAGGUCGUGCGACUUGGAUCAACAUGGAAAUGUCUCUUAUGCUUUCAAUAUGUACUUUCAAAAUAAAGACCAAGAUGUUAGGGCAUGCGAUUUCAAUGGGAUGGCUAACAUUGUCAAACAAAAUGCCUCAAGGGGAGAUUGCCUGUUCCCGAUCCAAAUUUUAAAUGCCGGAGUGAGGCCCGAAUUGAGCAUCUUUGCAGGACUAUUCUUGAUCCUGACGAGCUUCUUCACCUUAAUGUAAGAGAAUUAGUACAAUCACAUAUAUGUAAUUUAUAUCCGUCCGUGUGCCAAUUGAUUUUUUUUUUUUUAAUAAAAAA
Molecule: messenger RNA, 1690 nt
Organism: Prunus dulcis (almond)
Lineage: Eukaryota; Viridiplantae; Streptophyta; Magnoliopsida; Rosales; Rosaceae
Product: glucan endo-1,3-beta-glucosidase 8-like
Exons: 2
Coding region: 178-1614 (478 amino acids)
Biological process (GO): carbohydrate metabolic process
Cellular component (GO): plasma membrane
Molecular function (GO): hydrolase activity, hydrolyzing O-glycosyl compounds
Source: RefSeq, a predicted model, not a curated record